AACCAUAGGAAUGCGACACACUUUGUAUUUACAGCGCAGAGCCACAACACUUUGUUCUCUGUAUUGGAAGUUUUUUUUUUUUUUAGCACUAACGUUAAUCAUCUGCAAUCGUUGCCGUUCGGGUUAUUUUAUGGAGACGUAACGACGCUUCCGACGGGUUUAACUAAGUUGAAUUUCUUCGCGGAAACAACUUUGUUGCUGCAGGGAGUCUGUUUUUUUUUUUUUCCCUCGUCCUGAGCUGCGUUUCCGACAUGAGAUCAGGUGGAUAGUUUGUUGCUGCUGGCUAAAAGAGAACCUGGUAAUAAAAGUCUGAUGCUAGGCUGCAGCUGCCUCAGCCACCAUCAUGUUCACCAAAAAGAAGAAGUCUCGUAUCCAGAUCUCGGCUCCGUCUAACUUUGAGCAUCGCGUACAUACAGACUUCGACGAGCAGGAGCAGAAGUUUGUCGGGUUGCCGCGGCAAUGGCAGUCGCUCAUCGAAGACACGGCCAAAAGGCCCAAACCUUUCAUCGACGUGACUGUCAUCACUACUGUAGAACCGCGCAAGACAAUUGUACGGGGCAACAAGAUGGGAGUGGAUGGCUCUCUGACCUGGCUGUUGGAUGAGUUUGACACCAUGUCUGUGACUCGCUCCAAUUCCCUGCGAAGAGGCAGCCCUCCCAUCCAACCUCGCAGGGACUCUAGCUCUUCAGGAGGAGGAGGGGGGCAGGAGAAUGGAGAUCCUCACCACAGACACUACUCACACCCAGAGAGACAAGACAGAGACCGACCCAGACCAGAACACCAGAGCGGAGGUGACCCCCGGCAGGGUCAGCGUGCAGUCUGUCCUCCUCAGAGGGAUGAGGGAGUCCAGGGUCGGCCCCAGCAGCAGCCUCGUGGCCAAGAGCCCAGCAGGGCCCACAGGAACAAACCAGGGUCCGGCCCUCCCCCUCCCCCUCACAGAGACAGAGAGUCACGGGACCGAGACAAGGAGCAGGUGGUUCGCAGGGAGCAACCCAGUGAUCACAGGCCAAAGUCAAGCUACGUGAUGCGGGAUGGCAGCCCUCAAUCUCCCAGGGACAAGAGGCCUCUUUCUGGGCCCAACAUCCGCACCCCAAAUUUGCCGGUUACAGAGGGGGUGAUUAAGACUGCUCAACAGACCACACGGCCGUUUAACACCUACCCGAGGACAGACAGCGAGGGUGGCCGCAGCCCCACAGGACAGCCGGAUCGACACCAUGAGUCUUCCCCUCAAAAUGGCCCUUCCAGUGGCUCCACCCGAGGUUCCUCCAGCUCGAAGCCCCCUGUAAGCCACCCUCACCACACUUCCCACCCCAGCCUGACCCCUGAGUCCACCCAGCACCCACACACUCCUCACCCCAACAUUCCAGCUCCGCGGCCCCCUGUGCCCUCGGGGCCGCCGGUGUCGGGUGCUCCGUCUCAGGGCCGCUCACCACAGAGGGAGCCCCAGAGGGUUUCCCAUGAGCAGUUCAGAGCAGCGCUACAGAUGGUGGUGGAUCCCGGCGAUCCGCGGACCUACCUGGACCACUACAUUAAGAUAGGGGAGGGGUCCACGGGGAUCGUGUGUAUAGCCACAGUCAAGACCACAGGGAAACUGGUCGCCGUGAAGAAGAUGGACCUGAGGAAACAACAGCGCAGAGAACUCCUCUUCAACGAGGUGGUGAUCAUGCGGGACUAUCACCAUGAGAACGUGGUGGAGAUGUACAACAGUUACCUGGUGGGAGACGAGCUCUGGGUCGUCAUGGAGUUCCUAGAGGGGGGGGCUCUCACUGACAUUGUGACACACACCAGGAUGAACGAGGAGCAGAUUGCCACCGUGUGUCUGUCUGUCCUGAAAGCGUUGUCUGUCCUCCACACACAGGGUGUGAUCCACAGAGACAUAAAGAGUGACUCCAUCCUCCUCACUCACGAUGGUCGGGUGAAGCUGUCAGACUUUGGUUUCUGCGCCCAGGUGUCUAAGGAAGUGCAGAGAAGAAAGUCUCUGGUUGGAACACCAUACUGGAUGGCACCAGAGCUCAUAUCCAGGUUGCCCUAUGGACCAGAGGUGGACAUCUGGUCCCUGGGUAUCAUGGUCAUAGAGAUGGUAGAUGGGGAGCCACCGUACUUCAAUGAGCCGCCGCUCAAAGCCAUGAAGAUGAUUCGAGACAACCUGCCUCCCAAACUGAAGAACCUGCACAAGGUCUCCCCUGUGCUCAAGGGCUUCCUGGACAGGAUGUUGGUGCGGGACCCGGCUCAGAGGGCCACGGCCAGUGAGCUUCUCAAACACCCCUUCCUGACGAAGGCAGGCCCGCCGUCUUGCAUCGUCCCUCUGAUGAGGCAGAACAGGAUGAGAUGAGACGUGUGACGCUAAGACCUCCUGACUGAGGAGGGCGGAUGUACCUGCACUUGUGUGCAGGUCCAGACGGAACAGAAUACUCCUGCACACAGAGGAAUGGCCCUCAGAGGUCAGAGGUCACCGACGAGGUCCGUGCUUCAGGCAAAACUCUCGGAAAAGUGCUGUCAGCUGGGAAGUGUAAACUGGGUGUGCAGGAGUAUUCUAUUUUUCUUCUGUGAAUCACUGAACUGUGGGAAGUGUAUUCCUGAAUAAGAGGCAAUAAGGUUGUGUGUGUGUGUGUGUGUGUGUGUGUGUGUGUGUGUGUAAACAUAUGUUGCCAGUGCUGUUAAUGACGGUGUUUCAUGGCCCAUGCGUGUGUGUGUGUGUGUGUGUGAGCUCUCACCUGGAGUUGUGAAGGUGGAGUUCAGACACCAGAGAAGCCACAACUUGAUGAUGAAUUUUCAUCAUCGAGGUUCAGCGGAUUUCAUGUAAACACUUUGUUUUAAUUGAAGGGCCUGACCUGGAAAGGUUGAGGACUGUGGCUGUUUUUUAUUUUUCCAUUUGGACCUUACCUGGAUUUUAAGUGUGAAGGUUGGGUUUUGCACACCAAUUAGAUUCUUCUAAGGAGCUGAGAGCCUACUGGCUAAUUUUAGAAGUAGUCCGAGCGACAUUUUAAUCUCACUUUUGGACAGUCUGGAAGCCGAAUUUUAUUCACUACAAGGACUUCUCUUACAGAUGGAUCCCAGACUCAGACACUAUCCUCAUCACACCCAGAACUUACUACUGAGGGAGGAACUCUUUUGACUCAAAAAUGAGCCAGAUGGACUUUAUUUUGUAGCCAUAAAAAUACUAGCUUUCUGUUGUAAACAAGAAAACAUACACUAAAACAAAAGUUAAACA
Messenger RNA from Xiphias gladius (swordfish), 3211 nucleotides. RefSeq names its product p21 protein (Cdc42/Rac)-activated kinase 4 (gene pak4). Gene Ontology annotation, cellular component: cytoplasm. The coding region runs from base 344 to 2332 and encodes 662 amino acids. The record is from RefSeq and is a predicted model, not a curated record. Gene Ontology annotation, biological process: protein phosphorylation; regulation of MAPK cascade; intracellular signal transduction. Gene Ontology annotation, molecular function: ATP binding; protein serine/threonine kinase activity. The transcript has 11 exons. Lineage: Eukaryota; Metazoa; Chordata; Actinopteri; Istiophoriformes; Xiphiidae.